GCUUCCCCAUCCCAAAAAACCCUGGAGCCCAUCAUUUGGGGGAGGGAAAAGAAGAAGAGGAGGACCCCUGAGCUGGGAGACGCAUUCACGUGUGCCGGGAGGGUGUUGCAGCAUAUUUCAGAGCAGAUCUGCCCGGGUUUAAGAAGAGGCUGAGCUGACACGAGAACUAGUUCGCAUCAGGGCAAGCGAGCGCAGCAUCUCAUGAGGAGGGACAGCUGCUGCUGCUGCCGCAGCCUUUUUUGCCACCUGCACUAGAGAGCUCUCCAUCCUUCCAUCUCUAAGGUAGAGUUGGGACGUGCCAUGGACCAGCUGAUGAAUCUCCUCUACCUCAACUUCUCAGAGCAGCUGAGCCUGCUAGAGGAAAACGACAUGUCCUGCAGCGACUCUGUGGGGAACGGCACUUUCCUGAUCGUAGCUUACAGCGCAGUCAUUGCAGUGGGGUUGAUUGGCAACCUCUGCUUGGUGUGUGUCAUCAUCCAGCAGAAGGAGAUGAGAAACGUCACCAACAUCUUCAUCGCCAACCUCUCCUGCUCUGACAUCCUCAUGUCACUUGUUUGCAUGCCUGUCACGGUCAUUUACACCUUGAUGGACCGCUGGAUCUUAGGAGAAGUGCUCUGCAAGGCCAGCCCCUUUGUCCAGUGCAUCUCCGUCACUGUCUCCGUCCUCUCCCUCGUAUGGAUUGCCCUGGAAAGGCAUCAGCUCAUCAUCAAUCCGACUGGGCGGAAGCCAGGAGCUAACCAUGCGUACCUGGCUGUGGCCAUUACCUGGGUGGUGGCCUGCUUCAUUUCCCUGCCCUUCCUCUCCUUCACCAUCCUGACCAAUGAGCCCUUUCAAAACUUAAGCCUUCCCUUUGACCCGUUUGCCAACCACGUGGCCUGCAUUGAGCACUGGCCAUCGGAUCAGCAUCGCCUAGCUUACACCACCUUCCUCUUGCUUUUCCAGUACUGCCUGCCCCUGCUCCUCAUCAUGGCCUGCUAUUUCCGCAUCUUCCUGCGCCUUCAGCGUCGCAAGGACAUGGUGGAGCGCUCCAAGGAUGGCUCCCGGGCCACUAGCCACAGGAAGGUCAACAUUAUGUUGGCUUGCAUCGUCGUUGCUUUUGCCGCCUGUUGGUUUCCACUCACUGUCUUCAAUGCCCUCUAUGACUGGGACCAUGAGAAGAUCUCAGUGUGCUACCACAACUUCAUCUUCUCCCUCUGCCACCUUAUGGCCAUGGCUUCCACUUGCAUCAACCCCAUCAUGUAUGGUUUCCUCAACAGCAAUUUCCAAAAGGAAGUCAAGGCAUUGCUGUAUCGCUGCAGCUGCAGCAGUGAGAAGGACAAGUAUGAAAGCUUCCCCCUUUCCACAGUCAGCACGGAGAUCUCCAAGGCCCCGCUCCAUAGCGGGGCUGGCACCAGUACCCACGCGUGACUGCCAACAUCCCAUGCAGUGCCUUCCAACAGCAACCAGUCCCUUUCUCAGCUGAGCCAAGCUGGAAGUAUCUCCGCUGUCUGCAUAUUUCCAAUUCUCUGGUUACUCCACCCCCUAACCCAUCUCAUACCAAACUUGUAUCAGGGAUCAUCUGCAAUUAUCUGGGGUACAAAGAAUAUGUACUGAGGUGGGGAGGGAAUGACCCAGAGGAUUGGGGAACAGUGUGUCUUGAGUACAAAUCCAAGCUUGUCCAUCAGUUAUUCUCUUUGAUCCUUAACCCAUCUUAACAUUUGGAGCUUUGAAAACUUCCUUGAGAAUAUGGUUGUACUCCACUAAAACGGAUGGAAACUGUGAGUCCCGGGACAAUAACUAAGCAACAUACUGUCUGCUUAGCCUCUCAAGAAGAUCCAAGGGCCCCUAAAUAAAUCAUCCAACUCUGUUAAGAGUUGCAUUCAUCAGCAUUGGGCAACUUAGAAGCAGAUCUUCACAAAUGGUCCUUCAAAGAGAAGAUUGAUCAUGGCAAAGAAACAUUUCCCGAAAGAAAGCUUCCCCAGCACCCUAGCAUUUUUUUGUGCUAGACUGAACUUCAGGAGAACAUUGGGUGUGUCCUAGGUUGUAUUCUCCAUUCAGAUGGACCAACUUGGGCUUGACAGGCCUGGUCAUUGUCCUCCAUGAACUAAAUGUGUUCCCUGGUACAAGGACCGAAGUUCGGUGGUAGAGCAUCUGCUUUGCAUGCAGAAGGUCCCAGGUUCAAUCUCCAGGCUGGACUGGAAGGAGACUCCUGUCUCACAUCAUGGAGACCCACCACUGCCAGUCAAUACAGGCAGCACAGAGCUGGAUCAACCAAUGGGCUGAUGUCCUGUGUUCCAGAAACGUAUGCAGUGCUCUGGGAAUCCACGGUAGAUGUGUCCCUUGAAAAGCAUUUUUUGAAGGUAGGAACCUGGAAAAAUGAUGCCCUAAGUGAGUCUCCAUCUCCAUGCAAAUGGAAUUAUCCUGAUUGAAGAAGAGCUUUAAAAAAUAGAACUGGUAAGAUCUAAACUGGUUCAGCUGAAAUCCUUAGUAUGAAAUGUCUGAGUAAUGCAUCAAGAUUUUGAGAGAGCCUCCCAGUCAUCCCAACGGCCAAGGCAGAAAACUUUAACGGCCUUCCUCUACCCCACCCUGGAAGGUUUAGUCUGCAUUUCCCCACCUGAAGAAAUGUUUUGCCCCACUCAAAAACUUGCUGUCAUGUCCUGUCAAUAUAAUUGCAUCAAUUGAAACAUUGUUUGAUCUUCUCUCUUUCUUUUGAAUAAUAAUAAAGCAAGCGUUUCCAUAAUAGAAACUGAGAAAGAUGAUAUAUUGUUCUGAUUGGUUCUGCCCUUUUAUUUCCAUGAAAAUUAGUCCAUUUAAUAUAAAGGACUUAUGAGUUUGGAAUGUGUAUUCUCGGAGCUUGCAGGGUUUUGGCUUUGGGAGCUCUGCCUUCAUUUGCCUAUUGGAACUACUGUAUAUGAUCAGCAAUUCUCAUUUAUUGCACAUUUACUGGGGAGAAGGGGGUGAGAAAUACUUCAUUCCUAAAACUCUCUGGAUGCAAAAUGCACUGCAUUAAAAGGAUGAGUCAAUGAGUGCUGGCACUGCAUAAUCCAGCUGAGGACAGUGAUGUGUAGCUUAGUGUCCCCCUUUUUUCUAACACGGGGAGACUCUUCAGAACAGUAUUAUCAUUUUAGCCUUAAUAUUUAAAUCAGGGAUGGACAGGAGCUGGCCUUCAGAGGGCACCUUUUCAUCAGAUGGCCUGAGCAAAUGUCAGUCACAUGAGGAUGUAAUCAGUUUCCCUCAUCAGGAUAAAGAAAAAGUUGCCAUCUUGUAAGAAACAGAGAGUCCCAUAAUUCCCAGGCAGCAUGACCAAUAGUCAGGAUAGUGGCAGUCUCAGCCCCAAACAUUUGGAGGCACAACGCUUUUGGCAAGCAGGUCUAAAGCUUUAACUCAUUCAUCACCUGGGCCAAAACCAAAUGGCAGAAGUGUGUGUGUGUGUGUGUGUGUGUGUGUGUGUGUGUGUGUGUGUGUUUAAAAAUGCCAUUAGGUUUGAGUGCAUGAUUGUAACAAUGAAUUAAAAAGAAAAUAGUAAAGAUGGCAUUUCCUUGUAUUACUGAGGAGUCACUUUUUAAUCAUCUUCUACACUGGCUCACAUUUCUUUCAAAAUCACCCAGAAUUCCUGACCAGUGUGAGUGCUCUUAUGAGUUGUUCUGUUUCAUAAAUUAGUUGUAAUUGAUCUUUCUGCCAUGCUUUCCUUAACAUUAUGUUUUCAAUCAGUAAAAACCGUGAAGUGUCUUGUGGCACCUCAAAAGCUAAAAAAUAUUAUUAUUAUGGCAUAAAGUUUCAUGGACUACUACAGUCUAGAACAUUUUUCCAUUUUGGUUUGUUACUUUAAUGAAGACUGAUUUGACGUGGGACAUUUCUGGGUUUUCACUCUGAUCAGAAAAUCCAUAAUGCAAAAGAAAGUGUUAUUGCUAGCAAAUAUGUUACUGUUGUAAAAAUAAAAAUAAAAAUCUGGACCUCAGACUAAACCUUCAGAAGGUGACUAAGACAUUUCACAAACUUUUUCACAGGUAAAAUUCCACUAGACUUCCUAGGGCUAACUUUUAUGGAGAUAGCUUUGAGCUAUCUCACUCCCUACCCUGGUCCAUUUCUAGACCAUUAACUGAGUCUCAUGCCCUGGCAAAAAUGCUGCGAUGUUUAGGAUGCACAGAUCAAGCCAGAGGAUUUUUUCAUAACAUUCAUAGGAAAGACAUACAAGGUCGUAUCUGAUGCUAGCCAUAGGGUCAAUUUUUUGAGAUUCACAGUCAUGGCUAACUUAGGUAGAUUGAUUUCAAUGGGUCCACUCUGAGCAAAAGUUAGUUGGACACACUCUGAUAUUUACAAGCAUAGAGCAAACAUUCUAGAAUAUUUGUCUAAGCUACCUGUGUUCUUCCAACCUUUCAACAUCAGCUGAAUGUAUCCUAAUUCCUGAUCUCUUAAUAUGGUGAUGUCUGCUGACUCCUAGAUCUAGGAACUUGCGGGCAAACAGUGCUUCUGUUUUCAACCAGUUUUGAAACAUGUACUUUAUUUACCUGCAUAGGCAUGGAUCUACUUUGUGAGAAGAAGAAAGUCUGUUUUCCUGCCACUUCCUUUACCUAAUACAUGAGCAAUGUCCUUUAAAUAAACUUGAGGCAGCACAUGAAAAGCAAGGUGUGUGUCCAUGUUCCUGGGUUAGCUGUGAGCAAGCUUGCUUACUGAGGACAGGAAAAAACUUUGCCCAUGUUCAGAUAUGCUUUUCUCCAGUGAACCAGUGAACCUUUUUCUGACCCAGAAUUCCUCAGAAAUAUAGUGGCUACACUACAAUUUUGUAUCAUUUCUAAACAAUUUAACUGUCUUGGCUUCAUCCUGAAGAAUCUUGGAAACUAUAGUUGCUGAAGAUGUUUAGGUGAGAGUUUGGCUCUCUGGCCACAAGACGGUUGUUUUAGGACAAGCAGGCAGGACAACAAGGGACAUUUUUCUUUGCAACAGAAGGGCUAGAAAAACAUUGCUAGCCUCUUUUUUAUACAAGUGUUUUUCUCCUUGAAACUAACUUGGAGACUAUAUUUAUGUCACAGUCAGUUAAAAAGAUAUCCCCAUGCAAACUGUCAGACCACACAGCAAAUCUGAUAGUUCUAUAUCAGUUUAAUCAUCAAGAUCCUCCCUCCGCCCUCAAAGAAUCCUGGGAUCUGUAGUUUUGUGAGAGUGCUGGUAGCUACAGUUCCCAGCCUCCCAUGAAGCAAAGUUCUGACUUCUGAAGCAGUUUGGCUCUGCCGUGUAGAUGUGCCCUUUAACUGUGCAGAGGCUCACUUGGUCUGUGAAAUAGACUUCUUCUUCUGUUUUGCUUGAACUAUAAUAACAGCAAUCCAAUUAUAUUCCAGGGAGGGGGUAUGUGCCA
Molecule: messenger RNA, 5329 nt
Organism: Podarcis muralis (Common wall lizard)
Lineage: Eukaryota; Metazoa; Chordata; Lepidosauria; Squamata; Lacertidae
Product: neuropeptide Y receptor type 1-like
Biological process (GO): G protein-coupled receptor signaling pathway
Cellular component (GO): neuron projection; plasma membrane
Molecular function (GO): neuropeptide binding; pancreatic polypeptide receptor activity
Source: RefSeq, a predicted model, not a curated record